Impatiens glandulifera is the source of this 2425-nucleotide messenger RNA. Its product is annotated as potassium transporter 5. Gene Ontology annotation, molecular function: potassium ion transmembrane transporter activity. The coding region runs from base 1 to 2421 and encodes 806 amino acids. Gene Ontology annotation, biological process: potassium ion transmembrane transport. The transcript has 8 exons. NCBI's taxonomy places the organism in Eukaryota, Viridiplantae, Streptophyta, Magnoliopsida, Ericales, Balsaminaceae. Gene Ontology annotation, cellular component: membrane. The record is from RefSeq and is a predicted model, not a curated record.
AUGACCGACGGUGAAGAUAAUCAAGUGAAGGCCGAUCAUGGUGUAGUCGAGGAGGAAAUACAAGCGACCGACAAUAAUCAUCGGUCGAGAAACCUAAAGGAGAGGAAAAUUUCGUGGGCGAAACUCCGUCGAGUGGAUUCCCUCCACUUGGAAGCCGGUCGAGUAUCUCAUACUCCAUCGCACGCUUCCGAUGUAAGCUGGCAAAGAACGUUGAGUUUGGCUUUUCAAUGCAUAGGAGUGAUUUAUGGUGAUAUUGGAACUUCUCCUUUAUAUGUUUUCUCGAGCACAUUUCCCGAUGGACUCGGGUCCAGACCAACGGAAGAUCUUCUUGGAGUUCUUUCCUUAAUCAUUUACACCAUCAUUCUUAUUCCCGUACUCAAGUACGUUCUUAUUGUCUUGCGUGCCAAUGAUAAUGGCGACGGGGGGACUUUUGCGUUGUACUCGUUGAUAUGUCGCUACGUGAAAGUAAGUUUGAUACCGAACGAUCAACCCGAGGAUCGGGAGGUGUCAAAUUACAGUUUGGAUCUAGCCUCUAACCAGCUUCAAAGGGCUCAAAGGAUAAGGAAAAAACUCGAGAGUAAGAAGAGUGCUCAGAUCGGGCUCUUCGUAGUCACUAUUCUUGGAACCUCAAUGGUUAUCGGAGAUGGGAUCUUGACACCUUGUAUUUCAGUUCUUUCGGCUGUAAGCGGGAUUAAGGCUUUGAGCACAGAUGUUAUAAUGUGGAUUUCAAUAGUAAUUUUGGUACUUCUCUUUUGCGCUCAACGAUUGGGGACGGACAAAGUGGGAUAUACCUUUGCUCCUAUAGUAUGCAUUUGGUUCUUGUUCAUUUCCGGGAUUGGACUCUACAAUUUGUUUAAACACGAUAUCACUGUUUUGCGUGCUUUCAACCCUAAAUACAUCAUCGAUUACUUCAAAAGAAAUGGCAAGAAAAGUUGGGUUUCUCUAGGCGGAGUUAUUCUUUGCGUUACCGGAACUGAAGCCAUGUUUGCGGAUUUGGGACAUUUCAACAUUCAAGCUGUUCAAAUGAGCUUCUCCGGUGUUGUGCUUCCUUCUAUAUUGACUGCUUAUUGUGGGCAAGCUGCCUAUCUAGUCAAAUUUCCCGAAAACGUCGGAAAUACUUUCUAUGCCUCCAUUCCAGGUCCACUAUAUUGGCCAACAUUUGUGGUGGCUGUGGCGGCAGCCAUUAUUGCCAGCCAAGCUAUGAUAUCAGGAGCAUUUGCAAUUAUAUCUCAGUCACUCAGCUUAGGUUGUUUUCCAAGAGUUAAGGUUAUUCAUACUUCUGAAAAGUAUGAAGGCCAGGUUUAUAUUCCUGAGGUCAACUAUAUCCUUAUGAUCGCAUGUGUAAUCGUCACUCUCGCCUUUAAAACCACCCAAAAGAUUGGAAAUGCAUACGGCAUUGCGGUCGUGGCUGUGAUGAUCAUAACAACAUGUUUGAUAACGCUCAUAAUGUUAGUAAUAUGGAAGACGAACAUAUGGUUGAUUAUUGCAUUCUUCGUGGUGUUCUUCUCUAUCGAGUGUUUGUAUUUCUCGUCUGUCCUAUACAAGUUUGUCCAGGGAGGUUUCUUCCCAUUCGCUUUUGCGAUUGUGCUGAUGAUGAUCAUGGGAACGUGGCAUUACGUGCACAAGAAGAGGUAUGAGUUUGAGCUAGAAAACAAGAUUUCAAACGAACGCAUGAAGCAAAUAGUACAAAACCCUAACGUAAAUCGAGUGCCCGGUAUUGGAUUAUUGUAUUCCGAGCUAGUGCAAGGCGUUCCUCCGAUCUUUACUCACUUCAUCGAUAACAUCCCAUCCAUCCAUUCCGUGCUAAUUUUUGUUUCGAUAAAAUCGCUUCCCAUAAGCAAGGUGGCAAUGGAAGAGAGGUAUGUGUUUCGACAAGUUGAACCAAUAAAUUAUCGCAUGUAUCGAUGUGUAGUGAGGUACGGGUACAAGGAUUCGAUCGAACAACCAAACGAGUUCGAGAGGCAACUCGUGGACAACCUAAAGGAAUUCAUCAGGCAUGAAUACUUCAUUCGUGAGGGAGGAGGUGCGCCAAACAUGGAAGAUAAUGUUGGAGUACCGAAAACACAACAUAAAGGGGCCAAUAACAUUGUACAUGUUGAAGAGACGCUAGACGCGACAACUCAAAAUAGUCGGGCUUCAUCAGAACGUUCCAUACGUUCAUUGGAUAACAAUGGCAUCGUGCACGCGUCAAUCGAGGGUAUUCAAGAAGAGAUGGACUUUGUUCAAAGGGCUCGUGACAAUGGUGUCGUCUACCUUUUGGGGGAAGCGGAAGUUCGUGCUAAAGAAAACUCGAGCUUUUUUAAGAAGUUUGUAGUGAACUAUGCGUAUGGAUUCUUAAGGAAGAACUCAAGGCAAGGGGAGAAGGUGUUGGAGAUACCUAGGACUAAACUUCUAAGGGUUGGAAUGACUUACGAGAUUUGAUGAU